Molecule: messenger RNA, 1778 nt
Organism: Dendronephthya gigantea
Lineage: Eukaryota; Metazoa; Cnidaria; Anthozoa; Malacalcyonacea; Nephtheidae
Exons: 9
Coding region: 43-1449 (468 amino acids)
Source: RefSeq, a predicted model, not a curated record
UAUAAAACGUCGACCCUCUUACCAACUUUAGUAUCACGAAGCAUGGCUUGUGUACGGGUUCAGGUACUUUUCGGUCUGCUCUGGAUCAUUUCUUUCGCAGCGAACAAAAUUGAUGCUACCAGAAAGGUCGAAUACAACUCGCUGAAUGAUGGCAAAAAGAAGGAAGAAAUUCGCAUCCGACGAGAAGUUAAAGAUAGACGUCCUUGUGGAAACUUUAACAAAAGUAUGAUUGACCCAGUCAACGGAUUCUCACCGUUCACAACACAAGAUUGCGAUGUUCAAUUUCUUAAGGACGAUGGAAAGUAUAUGAUGAAAAUUAACUGGAAAACACCAAUAGGACCAAAUAACAAUACUCCAGUUGCGUAUAGUUUUUGGUGGUUCGUUUUUCGUUAUGCGAAUGUUGAAGCUAAUCAUCAUACAUGUGAAUUACUGUCAAAAACUAAAACGUCUUUAGUUUUACACACCUCUGACGACUGGGAAAAGGAUGAGACUAUCUAUUUUGCGAUUUUGCCGUUUCCCGCGAAUUUAACUGGUGACAUAAUAGAGUAUAAUUUUAUCUACACUCCUAAAUACACAGACGUGAGACGUAAUGAUCCCAUCAAGAAAGAACUCAAUUCAACCCAAAGCACACCAGUCAGUACGACAAACAGUACGAACACAGCGACUCGGAGCACAACAACAUUCACUGAGACAACAAACCGUGAAAGAUCCCUUCGAACUCAGAAAAAAGUUUUAGAAAUUUUUUUUCCGGCAAGUAAAAAGAAGCGAAGUAAGCAUAAAGAGAUCUUCACAAUCGUCACUGUUACCAUAGCUGCAACAGGUGCUAUAUCCCUAUUUGGUUUCCUUCUCGUGCUACGCUUCCGAGAUCGAGUGAAAUCCUGUUUAUUUAAACCAACGCCAUCAAAAGUUUCCAGAGACCCGGACCUCAUUUAUGCUUCCUACAUCUCGGAAAAUAAAGGACACACUGAGAAGGUUGUUGACUUCGGUUCAUGGCUCCGAAAGCAUGGAUAUAAUGUUCAAAUGGACAUUAUGUUGUCUCCGAGCAAUCAGCAAGAUCUAAAGGAGCUAGGACGGCUGCGAUGGGGUGCAGAGCAGCUAUCGAAGGCAAGGAGUGUUUUCCUUCUUGUGUCACCAUCGUAUCUUAAGCUGUGCCGUCUUGAUGUAGGCGAGACCAAUGCAUCAUCUUUGACCCUGGAAGAGAAGAUCAUUUUCAGCGAGAUUACGCAAAUGCGCAAUGACCUUUCGAAUGAUGCUUACAUCAGCUCCCGCUUCAUCCCGGUAUUAUUUGGUGUGAAAGAGACGGAAUUGCCGUUUUGGAUCAGGCAACGGGUCGUGUAUAGCUGGCCUGAUGACAAAAUGAACGACAGGUUGUUGCAUCGCGUUAGAGCAGAGGUUUCGUAUGAAAACGAAGAUAUCAUUCAAAACAACAUUUACUCAACAAAAGCAUAACUUUAAUAGUUUCUUCUUUUUGAGUUUUAGUUAGAUAACUAGGAGUCUGAAGGCGAUUGUACAUAGAUCUCUUUAAAUAAUAAUUUUUUAACUGGAUUCGCACGUUAAAUCGUACUGAACUCCACCCUCGCCAGCGAUAGUGGUUAGUUAACGUUUGCACUGAGUAGAACGAACUUUUUUACAUAUACCACUGGCCUCUGGUGGUUAGGUUUAGGGUUAGGGUUAGGGUAAAACUUUAUUGCAUGGACAACCUAUUCGCAUUUCAAUCUGUAUUGUAUCAUAAUUUUAUGUUUCGUUUGUCCACAGUGUAAAUAUAUCUUCUUUAUCAA